GGAGGGACGCGCGAGAAGGCAGUAACUUUAAAGCCAGCUCAGAAGCCCAGACCUCCAGCCGAGCGGUUUGCAGCGCGGCGGCGGCGGCGGCGGCGGCGGCGUUCAGUGUCUGGCCCGCCGGUCCGGUCGGGGUGUGCAGUAGGACGGACGAGCAGCGCGUCGCUGUCCCCCGGCGGCUGGAGAUGUCCGAGCCCAAGGCAAUUGAUCCCAAGUUGUCGACGACCGACAGGGUGGUGAAAGUAAUACCAUGAUGUGACGGCUUUCUUGAUUUGUACUUCCAGAAUGCAACUUUAGAAAGUUGAAGAAAUGGAGACAGAAUAGAUAGAAUGGUCGGUCACAGGUGGGACUAGAAUGCAGCUGUCCCAUUUCCUCCAAGUCACCGACUUACAGCAAAAGAAGUAUUUGAUAACGAUGGGAAGCCUCGUGUGGAUAUCUUGAAGGCACAUCUCAUGAAGGAGGGCAGGCUGGAAGAGAGUGUUGCAUUGAGAAUAAUAACAGAGGGGGCCUCAAUUCUUCGACAGGAAAAAAAUUUGCUGGAUAUCGAUGCACCAGUCACAGUUUGUGGGGACAUCCAUGGACAAUUCUUUGAUUUGAUGAAGCUUUUUGAAGUGGGGGGAUCUCCUGCCAACACUCGCUACCUCUUCUUAGGGGACUAUGUUGACAGAGGGUACUUCAGUAUCGAAUGUGUGCUGUAUUUGUGGGCCUUGAAAAUUCUUUACCCCAAAACACUGUUUUUACUUCGUGGAAAUCAUGAAUGUAGACAUCUAACAGAGUAUUUCACAUUUAAACAAGAAUGUAAAAUAAAGUAUUCAGAACGCGUAUAUGAUGCCUGUAUGGAUGCCUUUGACUGCCUGCCCCUGGCUGCCCUGAUGAACCAACAGUUCCUGUGUGUCCACGGCGGUUUGUCUCCAGAGAUUAACACUUUAGAUGAUAUCAGAAAAUUAGACCGAUUCAAAGAACCACCUGCUUAUGGACCUAUGUGUGAUAUCCUGUGGUCAGACCCCCUGGAGGAUUUUGGAAAUGAGAAGACUCAGGAACAUUUCACUCACAACACAGUCAGGGGGUGUUCGUACUUCUACAGCUACCCGGCUGUAUGUGAAUUCUUACAGCACAAUAACCUGUUGUCUAUACUCCGAGCCCAUGAAGCCCAAGAUGCAGGGUAUCGCAUGUACAGGAAAAGCCAAACGACAGGCUUCCCUUCUCUAAUUACAAUUUUUUCAGCACCAAAUUACUUAGAUGUGUACAAUAACAAAGCUGCAGUAUUGAAGUAUGAGAACAAUGUCAUGAACAUCAGGCAAUUCAACUGUUCUCCUCACCCAUACUGGCUUCCAAAUUUCAUGGAUGUUUUCACUUGGUCCCUGCCCUUUGUUGGAGAAAAAGUGACUGAAAUGCUGGUAAAUGUCCUCAACAUCUGCUCAGAUGAUGAACUAGGGUCAGAAGAAGAUGGAUUUGAUGGCGCAACAGCUGCAGCCCGGAAGGAGGUGAUAAGGAACAAGAUCCGAGCAAUAGGCAAAAUGGCCCGAGUGUUCUCAGUUCUCAGAGAAGAGAGUGAGAGCGUGCUAACGCUGAAAGGCUUGACUCCCACGGGCAUGCUCCCCAGCGGAGUGCUUUCUGGAGGGAAGCAGACCCUGCAAAGCGCCAUCAAAGGAUUUUCACCACAACAUAAGAUCACUAGCUUCGAGGAGGCCAAGGGCUUAGACCGAAUUAACGAGAGGAUGCCACCUCGCAGAGAUGCCAUGCCCUCUGACGCCAACCUUAACUCCAUCAACAAGGCUCUCGCAUCAGAGACUAACGGCACGGACAGCAAUGGCAGUAAUAGCAGCAAUAUCCAGUGACCACUUCCUGUUCACUUUUUUUUUUUUUUUUUGAGCUGCAGGGCAUGAUGGGGAUUGCUGCCUAUCAGCAGUUGGGUGUUCUUGCCUCUGAUGGUAGCUUAUUUGCUCUGGGGGCCAGGAAUUGGAUUCAGUUUACACUAUCAUUAAAAAAGAGGGAGAGAGAUAAUAAACUAUAUUUUGGUGGGGGUGGUGAUUAAACACCUCUUCGGGGUAUGCCUUUUAAAAAUGCUUAUAGGAAAAAAAAAACGUUAAAAAGAAAGCUAACGCUAGUAUAUACUGCAAUGUUAGGGGAAUGAACAUGUUUUCCUACUGCAUUGGGGACUUCUAGAUAGGUUAAUGAAAGGUCUUUUAUUAUGUUACUGGACACGAAAACUUUGUCUAAUUUCUUACUCUAUUGUACGUUUACAGUUGCAGCACUAAAAAUGGAUGACAUCAAACAUUUUUAACAAAAUGAUGUACAAACUAAAUAAGGACUAUUUAUUGAUAAUGUUUUGCUACUCUUGUCAGACAAUGGCUAUAAAAUGAAUUAGGCAGUCUUAAAAAACAAAAAAAAAAACAGAAAAAGAAAAAAAAAAGAAUGUUGCAAAUUUGUUAAAAUGCCAAAAAGGACAGUUUAAUUUUGUACAGAUUAUGCUUACCUCAGGUUUCUUUAGUGUGCUUGAAUGCCCUUCUUUCCAUAUAAACACUUAUCUUAUUAAUUUAGCAAUGAAUAUCUUUUCUUUUCUUUAAGUUUUAAAAAAACUGGAAUAAUUACAUCUAUCUUUUUUUGCUGUUUAUAUUUAGGGUUUUUUUUUUUUUCGUUGUUGAUAAAUCAAGUCUUGGUUGUGGCUUGCCGAAUUAAAUAUUUAUGAGUGGUGCAUUUUUAAGUAUAGUGAACAAGACACCAUAUUAAGUACAGUGAUAAAGCAUCUAUAUUCUGUAAAAAAAAAAAAAUCUGCCUAUGCAUGUUUUUUAAGAAAAAAAAAUGGCUGUAUCGGCCUGUAUGGGACUGUAAUGCGCUUAGUGGUCUGACAUAUACUGGAAAUAUAUGUAUACUGGCGUACUUUAUAUUCUCUAAAAUGCUUAAUGCCUUUGAAAUUUUGUAAUCAAAAAAGCUUUGAAAAAAUCUAAAGGGGAGAGUAUUCUUAAAAGUUUUUAACAUAAGCUUGUCAGUGCACAUAUAGACGGUUAGCAUGUUUAGCAAACCUUGUGAAAUUUAAAUAAGUUUGUAGUUACAUGUGAAACUCUAAAUGCAUGGUAACUGUUAAUGUCAUCACGGUUUAGUUCUUUUGUUCUGUUCUGUCACGUGCCACAAAAUAUGUACUUUUUUCACUUUUUUCCCUUUGUAUAUCAGUUACGGGUUACAACUGGUUCAUUCUGAAAACAACAACAAAAGUCCAUUCAUAUUUUUUAACAAUUGUAUAAGUGCCCAAGUAAUUCACUACAGCCUAAAGCCUUGCCUUUGUAAUUUGACUUCUGAAAUGUUGGCAAUCAAAGCAUGCACUUGUAACAAUGACAAAGACAAAGCAUUUUAUAUUACUACUCAAUAAAAUGUGCAUGAACUUAAA
Prionailurus viverrinus (fishing cat) is the source of this 3382-nucleotide messenger RNA. RefSeq names its product protein phosphatase 3 catalytic subunit alpha (gene PPP3CA). Lineage: Eukaryota; Metazoa; Chordata; Mammalia; Carnivora; Felidae. The coding region runs from base 450 to 1835 and encodes 461 amino acids. Gene Ontology annotation, cellular component: cytosol; cytoplasm; calcineurin complex. Gene Ontology annotation, biological process: calcineurin-NFAT signaling cascade. The transcript is spliced from 15 exons. Gene Ontology annotation, molecular function: calmodulin-dependent protein phosphatase activity; calmodulin binding. The record is from RefSeq and is a predicted model, not a curated record.